Nematolebias whitei (Rio pearlfish) is the source of this 1306-nucleotide messenger RNA. It is a transcript of the gene elmod1, whose product is annotated as ELMO/CED-12 domain containing 1. The transcript is spliced from 10 exons. Gene Ontology annotation, molecular function: GTPase activator activity. The coding region runs from base 1 to 984 and encodes 327 amino acids. Lineage: Eukaryota; Metazoa; Chordata; Actinopteri; Cyprinodontiformes; Rivulidae. The record is from RefSeq and is a predicted model, not a curated record.
AUGAAGCAUUUCCUCAGGGUGCUGACCCAGUUCUUCGCCUUCCUCUACUGUAAAUGUCUCUGGCGGGGCCUGAAGUUUGUCGUCAGGAAGUUUACGGGCCGCUGCGAGCUGCAGAGGAUCUGCUACAACAACAAGCACGGAGCUCGCCGGACCUUCAAGAUCGAGUCAUCCCUGCGGUACUCCAAGCAUGAACUGCUGCAGUCCGCCCUCAGCGUCCAUCCUGACAAAGUCGAGAAAACCAUCGAGGACAUCGUGGCCUUGAAGAAGAUUAAUCCGGACACCAACCCACAGCUGGGCGUCUCUCUGCAGGCCAGCCUGCUGCAGAUUGUGGGCUACAGGAGUCUGCUGGCGGAGGUGGAGAAGCUCCGCAGGGAACCGUACGACUGUGAAAACCCCGAGCACGAGGACACGCUGAUGAAGCUGUGGAAGGAGCUGCGCCCCGACACCCCCCUCACCAGUCGCAUCUCCAAACAGUGGUGUGAAAUCGGUUUCCAAGGCAGCGAUCCCAAGACUGAUUUCAGAGGCAUGGGCCUGCUGGGUCUGCACAACCUGCUGUAUUUUGCAGAACACGACAAGUCCACUGCUCUGCAGAUGCUCCAGGAUUCCUUACAACCAAAGCGCAAUGAGACAAACAAGCCCGACUGGGAACAGAAGAACCUCGACAAAGCCAUUGGCUACUCUUUUGCCAUCGUGGGCAUCAACAUCACAGACCUGGCCUACUCCCUGCUGGUGAGCGGCGCUCUCAAGACUCACCUGUACAACGUGGCCCCCGAGACGCCCAACCUGCUGCACUUCCAGCAGACCUUCUGUUACCUGAUGCAGGAAUUCCACCGCUUCUGGAUCGAGGAGGAUCCGAGCGACAUCAUGGAGUUCAACAGGGUCCGCUCCAAGUUCCACAAGAGGAUCCUGAGGCAGCUGAAGAACCCGGACACGGCCUUGUGUCCCCACUUCUCUGCCUCCGACCUCCAUCUGGUCAACCUCUAAACUCCACACCGUCACUGUGUCCCUCACAUCCUCACAGAGAUAUCGAACGGGUGUUCGGACAAAAAUACGAAAUAAUAAUAAUUUAAAAAAGUUCCAAUCACGGCUCAAACUGCUGCACAUACCGGAGGAGACUUUCCAGCCAACAUCAUGUCGCGUCACUGCCAACAAACCACUAAACACAUUAAACCUGCACCAAAUCUCGUCUUAGGCCAUGUCUACACUAGACCGGUUAAUUUUUUCAAUUUGUAUUUUUUUUUCUCCAUUUGAAAAAUUUUAAGAAAUUUGCUCCAGAGAAGAGCUGGAAACUAAACUACGCAAGGUC